AUGCCAGCGCGCGGCGCGCUGCCUGUCGUAUCCUCGACGAGCGCAAAUGCCCUCCUCUCAGACUUGCGGCCAACAACUCUCGACUCGCAAGCGCUCGAGUUCGUCAACUUGUUGCUCGAUGAGCUGCUCGUUGGGAUUGUCACUGCCGCCGAGAGUCUCAACCUCACCGACCUGCGCAUGCGCGGUGUGCCGUCUGCACUGAGUGAAGGCGAGGGCGAGUUCCGCAACCCCGCAGCGCUCGGCGCGCUGGGCCGCGCCGCUGUUGGCGAGGCCGAGGUCGAGAUCCGCUUGUGGUACGAUACCCACCCAACAGCGCAGAAGGAUGUGUCUGGCUUUCCUCCAGACGGCAAGGGACGUGGACUAGUCGCCAGUGCCGAGGAGGCGCGCGAGCGCUUUCCGACCGACGCAGCUGUCGAGCUCAUGCGCGUCAAGGUUGCUAGUCUGAGUACGUUUGCGGCCGCUCAGGACCCAAUACCGGAGUCCAGGUGUGACGCUGCCGCCGAUGCCUGGGAGAGCGCAGGUGGUGACGGAUCUGAGGAGACGGUGGCGCCUUCCGGAUUGUGGCUUACGGCUGUCCUGGAGCACAUUUGCGAGCACAUCCUGUCCAAGUUGUCACAGGUUGUGGCCCGAGAUUCGUCGAUUGUCACUGCCACAGUCACCGACCUGUACACGGCCUUGUGUGAGGAUGCCACUGUGUAUGGGUUUUUCAAGCGCAUGGAUGCAAGCGAGCAGUUCUACAAGAGUGUCAUCAACGCUGCAAAAGGAGUCCCCGCAGCUGCCAACCACAAGAGAGCCUCUUCCAUCCUCAGCUCACGACAACCCUCCGAGGACGACUACACUGUCAGGCAUCCACCCGCAGUCGCUGAAAAAGCUGCAGAAGACGACUUUGACGCCAUCUUGAGAUCCGGAGAAACCAUGCGCGUAAGCCUCACUCCAAGCCGCUUUAGCACGUUUGAGACCACACCCUCACCCAACACAUCACCGCAACGAAAAGACAGCGGCCGGGCAAGCGAUCACCUGUCCGCAGCACCCAUGUCGUCGAGCGAGUCCUCAUUACUCUCCAUGUCAACCCAGGCCAGCACUACCGACUCACGCGUCAGCGGGUAUCGCGCAGCCGCAGGUCGGAGCUGGUCGUCACAAGGGACCAAGCUCAUGCCGCGCGGUCCGACCAUUGAGGAGAAGGACGAGGACGACGCGGUCGAUUUCCACCGACCAUCCGUGAUCGAGCUGCUCAAGUCGGAGCCUCGCGUCCUUUCGCCCCGCAGUCAGGAGCGCACGGUGCCUGCUGUUAUUCUUGGCUCACCCAUCCCACAAACGGAGCCCGUCGAUUCCGAGAACGACGCAUCGCCCACCCUCGUCUCAGAGUUGUCGCAGUCGCAGCGAACGCAGCGCAGCGCAAGCGAGAGCGGGAUCGUGGAGACCGAGGUCAACGUCAACGGCCAGAUGUUCCGGAACCCGCGGCACAAGUCGGACCGCAUGACGAUGCGCCAAGAAACGCGUGACCUCGCUCACUUUCUCUCCACCACCGCGCCACCGCCCGUCUCUACGGCGCACGAGUUCACUCGGCCCGUCUCGCCUCCACAGCUGUUGUCGCGCUCGGGUAGGUUCAAGAACAUCAUGUCGCGUAUGAGCUCGACGAGGCGCAAGGAGGCCAAGGAAGAGGACACGUCGUUCAAGUCGUGGGCGGAACGUACUCUGUUGCCGUCGUCGUCGGUCCAGACUCUUCAGUUACAUCCGGACACCAAUUCGCUUCACGCGCCUUCGUUAAUGCCGCUGUCGCACUCUCGCGACGGAUCGACAGGACUGCGGUCACAGAAGAGCCAUUCGUCGGUCGGAUCCGUGUCGACGUUGCUAGGCACUGCGCCCGCCAACCAAGGUCGGACGCAGAGCGUCCGCAGUGUCGAACCGCCAGCGGUGAAUCGGAGAACGUCGAUUGUUCGCAAGUGGGCGGCGCAGGUCGCGCACGGUGAGCAACGGUUGACCAGACGCAAGAGUACACCCUUGAGCGUGAGCACGCCGCUGCCCGAAAACGACGCAGGGUGCGAGUCGCAGCCUGAGGCUGGCAGCAUGUCGACCGGCCUCGGUCUCGGCCUGGGAAUGAGCACAUUGCCCAACGGUGCGCGCAGCGACAGCGUCAUGCCCGAGGGCGAGCACCUCUCCGCGCGCGACGGCACGCCUGAAGCGGCCCUGGCGACACUCACGGGCUCGAACCGCUCUCGUGCCUCGACGAUCUACUCACAGUCCUCGUCCAAACCGCUGCGGCCAGAGCAGACGCGUAGUGUCUCGGUCCCGUCGCGGCAGCUGCGGCACGAACGCGUGGCCGAGCUACAGGAUGGGGCGUCGUCUGGCGCGCCCUCCAUUCGUUCCCUGGAGAGCGGCCAUUCGACCUCACCGGUGCUCGAGCGGCGUUCCCGGCUGCUGCCCUCGACCGCCUCCAGCCCGCGAGCUUCGCCGCGCGCACUCCCGAUCCCUUUACCGUCCAGUUCACCCAAGGCGUCCUUUCGUUCCCUUGACUCGGAGCCCGCACUGGAACGGCUUGCGGACGGCUACGUCGCCCUCACGGAUCUCACGCCGUUACGCACGCUACUUGACCACGCGACGACUGCGCGCGAAUGCCAGCUGCUCCUCGACGCGAUCCUGAGUCAGAUUGGCGUCCCGCACCCUGGGGAGACGGACCGCGUUGCCGCAUGGCUCCUUGGCGGUGGACCCAAGGGCCGAUGGAGCGACAAGGUACCGCGCCGCGCGCAACCUCCGCCUAGUGAGGGAUCGAGUCGGUCGAGCAGACGCAAGAAGCUCUCGUCCGAGGUGACGAACAAGAGCCUCCCGGCACUUCCAGAGCCGGUUGAGGCCAAGGAGAAGAAGGAGGAGGUCGGCGAGGUGUGGGAUAUCACGAGCGAGGGCCACGACAAGCCCAAGGAGAACGGACAUGUCGAGGAGGCAGAGAUAAAGCCUGCUGAGGUGUCCAAGCAUGCAGAGGAAGUGGAGGUCAAGGACGAGUGGAAGCCUGCUGCCGACACGCGAGUCUGGAUGGCCGCGUAG
Molecule: messenger RNA, 3039 nt
Organism: Cutaneotrichosporon cavernicola
Lineage: Eukaryota; Fungi; Basidiomycota; Tremellomycetes; Trichosporonales; Trichosporonaceae
Exons: 6
Coding region: 1-3039 (1012 amino acids)
Source: RefSeq, a predicted model, not a curated record